GGGGUGUCCGGGCUGCGGCUUCCCCUGCAGGAACGGCCGCGCCGAGCCGUGGCAGCGGAGGGGCAGCGGGGCACCGCGGAGGGCUCCCCGCCGCAGGGCUGCGCUGCUGGGGGUGGCAAUAGGAGGGUGCGAAGGGGAGCGGGUCCCGGCGGGAUCUGCCCUCUGUAUCGCACCCCCCCUGCUUUGGCUGUCCCAGGGGGUCUGGGUUCGGCUCUUUAUGGCAGCCGUUUCUGAGAGAAUCGGCAAGUUGAAGCGAGGGGGAAGAUCUCUGAGGAGUGGUUGUGCUGUCUGCAGGGCUGGAGGUGAACAGGGAGCUGCGGCCAGAUGCGCGUAGCCCACAGCCUGCAAACCGUGAUUGUGGGGAAAGAUGAACAGCGAAACGAGACUGUAGGGUUUUAUUGUUAGGAGCUCAAUUUAUGACGCCCUCGGCCGCGAGUUAGAUUAAUACACACAGGAUCGCAACACGGCGAAGGGCUGCCCGUGCCCGUCGCGGGGAGAGCUCGCUUCUUCCUUCGCAGCUCUUCGGGGCGGACUGCGAGCACUCGUGAAAGCCCCGAGCAGCGGCGAGUGACCAAUAACUGCGGUGCGAGUAACACGGUCCCCCCCCUACACACACACCCACACCCACCGCCCGCCCUUCGCAAGAAAAAGGGGGGCAAAAAAUCUCCGGUGCCAAUCAGGGCGCACCGCAAAAUCGCAGGGACCCUCCCCGGCAGCGCCUCGCAGCCCCCGGCCCCUGCCCGAGCGAGGCUGCGGGCACGGCAGGAGGAGGAGGAGGAGGAGGAGGAGGAGAGGCGGCUCCUCCUCCCGGGGACCGGCUCCCGGUAUUUUUUUGGAGGCUUUGCUCGCAACUCGGUGACGGACCUGAAGGGGGGAACAAGUUGCGGCCGUAGCGGGGGCGGGAGGCUCGGCAGCCACUGCGGGAGCGGCGGGGGGCGAUGAGGACGAGGCGGCCGGGGGACAGCCCCGCCGCGCAGCCCCUCGCCGAGCACUGAGGGCGUCUCGGGGCUGAGCCACCCCGCGGCGGCGGAGGCGCUUCCCCGGGACCGCCGGCGCCCUCGGAUGCGGCUGGGAGCCCGCUGGCACCCGGCGCUGCCGAGCCACCAUGACCUCGGUGGCCGGGACCAAGGAGCGGGGCGCGGGCACGGCGCGGAGCAGAAAAUACGGGGUGACCGAGCCCUGCUCGCCCACCAAGCCCGGCGCCCCCUUCUCCCCCGAGAGCUGGUACCGGAGGGCGUACGAGGAGUCCCGUGCCGGCGGCCGCCCGGCCCCGGAGGGAGCGGGCUCGGCGCUGGGCUCCUCCGGCACGCCGUCCCCGGGCUCCGGCACCUCGUCGCCGGGCUCCUUCAGCGGCUCGCCGGGACCCGCCUCGCCCGGCAUCGGCACCAGCUCCCCCGGCUCGCUGGGCGGCUCGCCGGGCUUCGGCACCGGCUCGCCGGGCUCCGGCAGCGGCGGCGGCUCCUCGCCGGGCUCCGACCGCGGCGUCUGGUGCGAGCACUGCAGCGCCCGCCUGGCGGAGCUCAAGAGGCAGGCGCUCAAGCUGCUCAUCCCCGGGCCCGUCAGCAGCAAGGACCCGUGUUUCUCUUCAGUGAUUCAUGACAAGCUCCAAGUUCCCAAUACCAUUCGGAAGGCAUGGAACGAGAAGGACAACAGAUGCGAUGUUUGUGCCACACACCUGAACCAGCUGAAGCAAGAGGCCAUUCAGAUGGUGCUGACCUUAGAGCAGGCUGCCAACUCAGAACAUUACGAUGCCUCGCCAGGAUCUCCCCCACCCCUCUCCAACAUCCCCACGUUAGUGGGUUCCCGGCACAUGGGCAGCUUGCAGCCCAGGGACUGGGCAUACAUGCCUGCUCCUUAUGCUACGUCUAAUUAUACAGGCUUUGUCACCAAUAAACACAGUGGAAAACCCAACAGUCUAGGAAUUGUCAAUGGGGUGGAGAAGAAAAAUGGCUCUCCUGGACACCAAGCCAAGGUCAGCUUUCAAAUGGCCACCAGCCCCAGCAAUGGUAACGUUCUUAAUUCUGUGGCUAUCCAGGCUCAUCAGUACCUUGACGGCACCUGGUCUUUGUCAAGAACGAAUGGUGUUACUCUAUACCCCUACCAAAUAUCUCAGCUUAUGACAGAGACUAGUCGAGAGGGCCUGACUGAAGCAGCACUGAACCGCUACAAUGCAGAUAAACCCUCCUUGUACAGCUUCCCCGCCUCCCAGAGCACGUAUGUUGCUACUGAUGUAUCCACAGGCACUUCGGUGGCAGCAUCAUUUUUUGCCAGAGCUGCUCAGAAAUUGAACCUGUCUUCUAAAAAGAAGAAGCACAGGCCUUCUGCAUCGUCUGCUCCUGAAUCUCCGCUUUUCUCUACCAGCUUCAGCAGUAUCCUUCAGACCUCCCCACCCCCUGCACCACCAUGUUUGUUAAGGGCAGUCAGCAAAGUGAAAGACACCCCCGGUGUGGGCAAGGUCAAAGUCAUGGUGCGCAUUUCUUCGACGCUUGCCAGAGACACAUCUGAAUCCAGCUCUUUCUUAAAAGUCGAUCCCCGUAAGAAGCAAAUCACACUCUAUGACCCAGCGACCUGUGGAGGUCAGAAUGCUUUUCAGAAAAGGGGCAACCAGGUUCCACCCAAGAUGUUUGCUUUCGAUGCAGUUUUUCCUCAAGAUGCAUCACAGGCUGAAGUAUGUGCUGGGACUGUGGCUGAAGUGAUCCAGUCAGUGGUCAAUGGUGCAGAUGGCUGUGUGUUCUGCUUUGGCCAUGCAAAACUUGGGAAGUCAUACACCAUGAUUGGCAAGGAUGAUUCCAUGCAAAACCUUGGCAUAAUCCCUUGUGCCAUCUCCUGGCUCUUCAAGUUGAUUAAUGAACGCAAAGAGAAGACAGGAGCCCGCUUCUCAGUCCGAAUUUCUGCAGUGGAAGUGUGGGGGAAAGAAGAAAAUCUUAGAGACUUGUUGUCUGAAGUGGCUACAGGAAGCUUGCAGGAUGGCCAGUCCCCAGGCGUCUACCUAUGUGAGGACCCCAUUUGUGGCAUGCAGCUCCAGAACCAGAGCGAGCUCCGCGCCCCCACGGCAGAGAAGGCCGCCUUCUUCCUCGACGCCGCCAUCGCCUCGCGGCGCAGCAGCCAGCGGGACUGCGACGAGGAGGAUCACCGCAACUCCCACAUGCUCUUCACGCUGCACAUCUACCAGUACCGCAUGGAGAAGAGCGGCAAGGGCGGAAUGUCUGGAGGUCGCAGCCGCUUGCACCUUAUUGACCUGGGGAGCUGUGUGAAAGUGCUCAGCAAAAACCGCGAAGGAAGCUCUGGCCUCUGUCUCUCGUUGUCAGCACUGGGCAAUGUCAUCCUUGCCCUUGUCAAUGGAAGCAAACACAUCCCGUACAAAGACAGCAAGCUCACCAUGUUGCUUCGAGAGUCCCUGGGGAAUAUGAACUGCCGCACCACAAUGAUAGCUCACAUUUCAGCCGCUGCGGGGAACUAUGCUGAGACGCUGUCCACUAUCCAGAUUGCAUCAAGAGUCCUCAGGAUGAAGAAAAAGAAAACUAAGUACACAUCAAGUUCUUCUGGAGGAGAGAGCUCCUGUGAGGAGGGCAGGAUGCGGCGGCCAACCCAGCUGAGACCUUUCCAUUCCAGAAACACCGUUGACCCAGACUUCCCUAUUUUGCAUUUGUCAAGUGAUCCUGAUUAUUCGUCCAGCAGCGAGCAGUCCUGUGACACAGUGAUUUAUGUCGGCCCCAAUGGCACUGCCCUUUCUGAUAAGGAACUGACAGAUAACGAGGGUCCCCCUGACUUUGUUCCCAUAGUUCCUGCACUGCAAAAGACCAAAAAUGAGGGAAGGCUGGAGGAAGGUAAUGAAUCAGGGCCCAGCACAUCUGAAAGAGAUUGCCUGAAGUGCAACACCUUUGCAGAGCUCCAGGAGAGGCUGGAUUGCAUAGAUGGCAGUGAAGAAACCGACAAAUUUCCCUUUGAAGAGAUGCCUGCUCAAUUUAGCUCAGACCAGAUGUCUAAGUGCUCUGUCUCAAGCCAACUGGCAGAGCUUAGCCACUUACCAGAGUCAGAUAAGGAAGAUACAAAGCCAGAAUGUCAGCAUCCUGAUAGAGAAGCCAAGGAAAAUAUAAAUGCAACACCCAGCAAAACUAAAAGAAAUCACUCCCCCAUUCCUUCUGGAGCUCUUACUAAUGUUUCAACUCCUUCUUCUCCCAGGAGUGUAACAGGCAGCUCUAGUAAAGAGCUGAGCUCUUGCCAGUUAGCACACAGCACCAGCUUGCAGAGCAGUAGAGAAGGUCUCAACACCUGUGGAUUUGUGGAAGGCAAACCUAGGCCAAUGGGUUCUCCUCGGCUUGGCAUUGCAAGCCUCUCCAAAACCUCUGAGUACAAACCACCAACUUCUCCUUCCCAGAGGUGCAAGGUCUAUACACAGAAAGGAGUCCUGCCCAGCACCACUCCCCCGCCAGCUCCUCUGAGUAAGGAUACUGGGGUGACAUCCAGUGAAUCUUCAUUACAGCCAGAAAUCCGGACCCCACCUGUAGGAAUGAGCCCUCAGAUCAUGAAGAAGUCGGUGUCUUCCAGCAGUGGGGAUUUCGAAGAGACCAUCCUUGACGAAGAUCAGCAACAAAGCAUUUCUCCUGAAUCCAAGAAGGAGAUACUGAGCACCACCAUGGUGACUGUGCAGCAGCCAUUGGAACUGAAUGGAGAGGACGAGCUGGUGUUCACCCUCGUAGAAGAACUGACCAUUAGCGGGGUCCUGGACAACGGGCGCCCAACCAGCAUCAUCAGUUUUAACAGUGACUGCUCCGUGCAGGCGUUGGCCUCUGGGUCUAGGCCAGUCAGUAUCAUCAGCAGCAUAUCUGAAGAUCUCGAAUGUUACUCCAGUGCAGCUCCUGUGUCUGAAGUCAGCAUCACACAGUUCCUGCCACUUCCAAAGUUGGGCCUGGAUGACAAAUCCCAGGAUGAUGGCAGCAGGCGCUCAUCUAUCAGCUCAUGGUUGAGUGAAAUGAGCACAGGGAGUGAUGGCGAACAGUCAUGCCACAGUUUCAUUGCCCAGGCAUGCUAUGGGCAUGGAGAAGCAAUGGCAGAACCCCCUGUGUCUGAGUUUGCAAGCACCAUACAAAGUGCCAGCAUGAUCUGUGUAGGUGACAAACAGAAGCCAGUGACAGACAACAUGCUCAUACUGUCAGAAAUGGGGGAGGAAGCUUUCGGCAAAGUGCCACCCAUCAAAGGCUGUAAAAUAUCAGCUCUAGGGAAAACUACUGUCACAAUUAAAAACACUGCAAGCCUCAGUAGCUGUGAGGGCUACAUCCCAAUGAAGACAAACAUUACUGUUUAUCCAUGUAUUGCCGUUAAUCCCUUCAAAGCACAAGACACUGAUGACGCUGUAUCAGCAGUAACUGCAGACCCAAAGGCUGCCCAUUCCCACGAGGGGAAAGAAUCCAGUGCUAAGAAGGAUAUCAAAUUUGAAGAUCCUUGGCUGAAGAGAGAAGAAGAUGUUAAAAAGGACAGCUCUGGGAGCAUUGAUGGGCCAAGGCCUGACAUGGCCACAGUUCCAGCCAAGCCUGAGCAUGGCACAAAGCAGUCCUCAGCAGAUAGGUUUAGCAGCAGCAGUGGUGGGGACGCCUCUGUCUCCCCAGGAUCUGACAGUCUGAAGAGGAUCGUGGAUGGGUGUGAGAUGGCAGCAUCAGGCUCUGCAACCCAAAGCCCCGUUCAUUCCAUUGAUGGCCUGAAGAGCCGCAGCCUCCCUCGAGGGCUCCCAAAAGCAGGCAAGCUGGAGGAACCUGACAAUCACCUCCAGCCUACGGUCACCGACAGCAGCGGAGCCAGCUCUCCUGCCCACCCUCAGCUUUCUAAGGCUAGCCUAGACAAAAAAAUGGCCUCUCCCAAACACUGUGUCCUCACUCGCCCCAAAGGGACCCCUCCUCUGCCACCGGUGAGAAAGUCAAGCUUGGAUCAGAAGAACAGAGCCAGCCCCCAGCACAGCGCGGCCAGCAGCACCACCAGCAGUCCCUCCAGCCAGCCUGGGCCCUUCCUGGCCAGCUUCCCCGAAGAGCUGAAUGCCAAACCCAAGGGCCCUGGCAUUGACAGCAGCAGCAACAACAGCAGCAGCAAGCUGUUCAGUGCCAAGCUGGAGCAGCUCGCCAGCAGGACCAACUCCCUUGGAAGGUCCACAGGAAGCCACUAUGAGUGUCUCUCACUGGAAAGGGCAGAAAGCCUGUCCUCUGUGAGCUCCAAAAUGAACCCUGGAAAAGACACCACCAUGCCGAGGGCUGGGAGGAGUGUUAGCCGCAGUGUCAUGUCCUCACCAACCAACUCGGGGCUCUCACAGUCUGCAGGGGCCUCCCCAAAAGCUGGCCAGUCAAAGAUCUCUGCUGUCAGCAAGCUCCUGUUGGCGAGCCCCAAGGCCCGAAGCCUGUCUGCCUCUGCCACCAAAACACUCAGCUUUUCAACCAAGUCUCUGCCUCAGUCCGUCGGGCAGAGCUCCAGUUUGCCUCCAAGUGGGAAGAAUAUGUCCUGGUCAACACAGUCCCUCAGCAGAAACCGAGGCUCCAGCCUGGCUUCCAAAUUGCCGCUUCGGGCUGUCAACGGGCGGAUUUCAGAGCUGCUCCAAGGCAGCGCCGGCUCCAGAGGUUUGCAGCUGCGGGGAAACUCAGAGGCAGAGGAGCGCGGGGGCCUUCACGGAGAGGAGAAGCCGGCCGUUCACAUGCUGCCAUCCCCUUACAGCAAGAUCACCCCUCCAAGGAAACCUCACCGCUGUAGCAGUGGUCACGGGAGCGAUAACAGCAGUGUCCUGAGCGGGGAGCUGCCCCCCGCCAUGGGGAAGACAGCCCUGUUCUACCACAGCGGGGGCAGCAGCGGCUACGAGAGCAUGAUGAGGGACAGCGAGGCGACGGGCAGCGCCUCCUCUGCACAAGACUCCAUGAGCGAGAACAGCAGCUCUGCCAGCGGCAGGUGCCGAAGUCUCAAAAAUCCAAAGAAACGCUCAAAUGCGGGCUCGCAGAGACGGAGGCUUAUUCCAGCUCUAUCCCUUGACACCUCUUCCCCUGCAAGGAAGCCUGCCAACAGCCCCGGGGUCCGCUGGGUGGAUGGGCCCCUGCGAAGUGGACAGAGGGGGCUGGGGGAGCCCUUUGAGAUCAAAGUCUAUGAAAUAGAUGAUGUGGAGAGACUCCAGCGGCGACGAGGAGGGGACAGCAAGGAAGUCAUAUGUUUCAAUGCCAAGCUGAAAAUCCUGGAGCAUCGCCAGCAGAGAAUCGCUGAGGUCAAGGCCAAAUACGAGUGGUUAAUGAGAGAACUGGAGGUGACGAAACAGUACCUGAUGCUGGAUCCUAAUAAAUGGCUCAGUGAAUUUGAUUUGGAGCAGGUAUUUGAGCUGGAUUCUCUGGAAUACCUGGAGGCCCUGGAAUGUGUGACUGAACGUUUGGAAAAUCGUGUCAACUUCUGCAAGGCCCAUCUCAUGAUGAUCACCUGUUUUGACAUCACCUCUAGACGCAGAUAAGGAGCGAACCUCAACAGAAUUUCAAUGGGCAUCUCUGCCAUCCUCCUUUUCCCUUCCGAAUAGCAUCCCAAAGACAACAGAAUGAGGAUGAAGGUUGGAGUCAAGUCUCAACUGUGUGUAUGAGAGAUUUGCUUAACUAUACGGAAGAGUAGUAUAAAAAAAAAAAACAGGACAAGCAUGAAAAAUGGAGAUAUAAGGAUGUUGAUUCUGUUAGCCUAAAAGAGCACUUUGAGGAACCUUUAAGGACAUGUCUGUAAAUAAGAACUGCUGGCAGAAGAGACUUCUUUCCCUGCGUUAGCUGAGGGAGGAGGGAAGGUGGUUGUAGGACUUCCACAGAGAGGUUCAUUAAAAGAAAACCUAUCCAGAAAGACUGUUUAAGUGCCUUGCAAAUCUUUAUUAUCCAAACAUUUAUGUUCAUACUUUCUUGUGUACAGAUGGUGCUAGUCAAGAAAAGAAAAAGGAAAAAAAAACAAACACACUUUUGAAAUGUAUUUACAGCUUGUUUUUCUCUUGGUGUUUUCUCCUAUUUCAGACUUGCUGUUUCUAAGUAACUUGUGUUUGUAGAGAUAUUUCCUAAUCAGUACAACAUAUGAAUAAAUGUUAACUGUCUUUUAUUGUUACCAGAGUAAGGCCACUCAAAGAGAAAUUCAGCUUUUCCAGAUAACACACAAAUAUUUCUAGCAGUAAGCAAGGUUUGCUUAUGUGUUCUUUUAUACUACCUUCCACCUUAGAGGACACAGUAAUUUUCCCAACCUAUAGAUUCUGCAACAUGUGAGAGAGAAGAGGUGACGUUACGGUGAAGUUAAUAUCUUUUCCAUUUGUUUCAAUCCCCAUAGCUUGUUUUCUUGUUCAUGUAUUUUAGCUUUGUACUAGCUAGAACUAUGGAUGAGGAGGCCUAGCUCUCCUAGCUCCUAACCCUCUUUUCUGGGACUAGUAACUCACUGGAAACUUACCAUUUAGGGUGAUUGUUCCUGUACUUAUCAGUCCAAAAUAUCAGUUCAGUUUAUUCUGUCCUCCUUUCUAAAACUGAUAAAAUUUAGCUUUGCCUCUUUUUGAUACACACAACUGCAAAGCAUGUUUUGGCAGCUUUGGGUCCCUGGCCUGGUCUGUCUGUAGUCACAGACAUACCUGAGAAGUGCAGGCUCUGUUCAGCUCAGCUGGUUCAGAAAUAAAGAGGAGUCCUCAGUGAGCAAAUAUAACACUUCAGGCAUGUUAUAGAAGUGCUAUCUCAGUUCCAUUCCAACCCUCUUUCCAUGGGCAAGGACAUCUCCCACUAGACCAUGUUGAUUGUGGCAUUUUCCUAAUCAACACCUCCCUUAUUGGAGCAGUGACAAAAUUCACAUUGACAUCAAAAGGAUGAGGGUCUGGGCCUCAGUGCAUAUCCAAAUGUUGUACUUGUUUGCGUCUUUAUCUAUAAACGGUAUGUGGGAAGGAACAUCCUUUGUGUUACUUGAAGAAGUGUGUGAGAUUUGCAUUUUAAUUACGAAUGAGCAUAAAGAAUUGUUUUGUUGUAUGGGUUUCUUCUUCUUUAUAUUAAAAUAAGCCCAUUCACAAAAAUUCUUCUAGCAUACACUUGCAUGACCUUCCUGUUGCUUAUGAGAAAAUAAGAGCAGCAUUUAACAUACUCAGUAUGCAUCAAUUCAUGAAUUUAUUGUUCUUAAAUGCAGCUCCUCCUUUGCCUGCAUCAGCACAUUAAUGCCAUCUUACAAUACGCCAAGCACUAACUCCCAGUGGAAACACUUUGCAAAAAUACUGAUAGAUUUAUAUAAGGGUUACCCGAAAAAAAACACGUACCUUGUAUGUUUGCCCUUUUUAUCAGGAUGGACCAAAAUUUAUUUGUGAAGCCAAAUGGAUUACACCAAGGAUGCAUUUGACACACUGAAAAUUAGGUAGUGAAAGAGCAAAAUCACAGUCCUUACAAAUAUUUUAUCUAUGAGGACUUAAUUAUAAUGACCAUUAACACUCAUAGAAUGGCUCAGGUUGGAAGGGACCUUAAAGUUCCAACCCCCUCUGCCACAUAGCUCCUAUCACAUAUUAGUAUUCAUAUACUAAAAACAAUAGUCAUCUUUUUUUUUUUUUUUUUCUGUCAGUGCAUUUCAAAAUUUGCCACUGUAAUUUUGGGAAUUGUGGUGGCUUAAUGCAUAAAAGGGAAUGUAAAUUUGCAGAGAUUUGACAUCUGUGGAACAUUUUCUGUUAAAAUAGCUUUUUACUUUAAAGUUUAUAUUAUUAUACUUCAAAUAUCUUCAAAACAGAUAAUUAAAAGCAUCAUGACCUUAAUAAAAUUGCUUUUAGUCUAUAGUAGCCAGCAUUUUACAGAAGACUCAUACACUUCUGCAAGUCAUCCAGGAAAUCCCAUUAUUUUAGCAAUGUAAUAACCAGUGUAAUGCUGCUUUUAUCCUGUAUUUUUUAAAAGGCAUCGUUACCCAAAAGACAUACCAGCGAUGUGAAUGGAAUCCUUAAUUGUUUGCAUAUUCAGAAAUCAAUCUCAUUUCCCUGGAACAGCUUCAGUAGGAAACAGCGGUGUUAACGCAAUUAGGCCUGAAGGUUAAACCUUUGUUUGCGUGUGCAGCAGAGGAUCACGGUUCUUUAUUGUCAGGUUCUGCAGUGAGUGCAGCGCACCAGCCAUUAGCUUCCAUUAGAGGCAAGAGUUUCAGGCAAGGGCAGGUGGGGUAGUUUGGGCCUAAUUCUGAAAACUUUUCAUCUUGACGUGCUUGAAUAUUAUUUCUACGAGGGACAGGACUUGUUCUAUGACCCCAAAUUCAGGUGCAACCUUAGUCUUGGGAGUUUGGCUGUGAUCUGAGUCCAGCCAUCCCUCUGGUCCCUGUGAGCAUCGGCAGCGGGCAGAAAGCCUGGGUCAUGCACAGCCAGCUCGGGUGCUCUGGGUCCCUUCGUUUUGUAGAGCAUGUGGGAGAGCCCUAAUUCCUGGAGUAUUUGUCACAGCUGGCUUCGCUCCCACUGUUCAUGCCUUGUAUCUGCUUCAGAAUGAUUUCUUGUCAAUUCAUUCAGAUCUGAGUAAUCAGAGGUACUAUUUUGCAGAAGGCAGGCAAGCAAACUGAUACCCAAGCUGUCCUUUCUUAGUUCUAUCCCAAUUCUGUUCUCAUCUUGUGUGUUGCUAUAACUGUGUGUAACUCUGUGUGGUGAAGCACAACAGCAUCAGGAGUUAUGAGCUAUAGCAGAGUAAACCCAGUUGUGAAGAAAAGGAAGAGUCACCUGCCACUUGUUUGGUAUUUAUUGUGCUGCCAGCUGUACGGUUGAAGAAUGAGCUCCUCAUUUAUUUGAUACCCUGACGCAGCCCUGAUUUUGCCUAAAGGCCACGCACAGGUUUAUCACUGACCAUUCGCAGGCUUCAAUCCAUAGUCUGGGAAGACUCCCAGUAUCACACCAUGCAACAUCUGAAACUUGCAGCUACAUAAAAUACUUACUAGUAAAGAGCAACGUCAUGCUCCUCUGACACAAAGCAAGCUAAAAGUGAAAACUGCAGAUAAUGUCUAGGUUUUUCUUUCUUUCCCUAAACAUGGGAAUUAUAGAGGCAGAAAACCUGGAGUAAUGCUGGGAUUAAUACACAUCAAAAUGGACUUGGUCCUUUAAAAAAUACUUUUCUUUAUCAUUUAUCUCAAUAGUAUGGUUUGUCUUAAAAUAGCCACUAUUAUCUGCACUGUGGAAUUCAAAUUUUAUGACAGCUGAAGGAAGUGUACUUUUUGACAAACAUUGUCUUUUACAAUUUUUUUUUUUUUUUUGAGCCAACAACCAUCAAAACUGAACUGAGGGUAGUAUAUACAUACAGACAAAUGCAUAUGUAUGUAGCCUGAGGGAGAUACCCCCCACAUACAUUAUUUUGGAGAGGUUGCAUAGCUAUUCACAAAUGGCAAAAGCCCCACUCCCUCCCUCUUCCGUGUAGUGCCCGUAAAACCUUUCUCCUGUCACUCAACAAGAUGAAGCUGACUUAUGCCACACUACAGGAAAAAGGCUUGAAAGACUUCUGAAGGCUUCCUUUAAAGGUCCUUUAUUCCCCCUGUUCUGCAUCCUGUAGGCCAAGUUGCUGCAGUUCCCAUGUUGAGGCUGUUACUGAAAUGUUCAAGUCUGUAAAAGUAAUCCAGAUGAACUACUCUGUAGUUCAGGGUGUCAUGAAUUGAAGGCAAGAUAGCUCAUGAUCAUUGCUGUUAAACACAACAAUUUGAACUUAUGCAUGAUGUGUACACCCUAGUCACGUCAAUUGAAAGCCUGGACGAUUAACUCCAUGGAAGAUAAAGCUUCCUGUCAAGUCCUCACAGAUUUAUAAAUUGUAACCUGAAGUUUUUGUGUUGCAGAUGACUAUCCAAAGCAAAUACUCUCAUAAAUGGGGGGUUUACUGAACCUCUGGUGCCUGUUCAUAUGGGCGGGAUGGUCACACAGCAUCAGGGAUGCAGACAUAGAGCAGUUGUACCACUGCAUGCUGAUGGGAGUAAAUGAUGGCCACACAGAGAGGUGCUAUUUCUCACAUCCACAGGUGGGUGACAUGUCUUGCUUAAUCCCGCUGUCAUCAUGGUCGUUGUUUUGUUACCCCAUAGGCUUCUGCAUUGCUGACACCCAGCAGUUUUUGGAGACACAAGGCUGGAUGUUGCUAGCUAUUGCAAGACUUGAAAUAGGUUUCCAAAUAGCUAUGGCAAACAAAACUGUGAAUGAUCUGUCAAUCCAAAGUUAAUUAUCUCUAUCUCUUGCAUUUAUUGUGCGCUCAUCACAGGUUAUCUGAGCUUCCAUACCUGCUCUUGGAAAUAAUAAACCAUUUUACUAUUGGCUUUAUCUUUUCUUCUUUCUCCUUCUCAAGCAAACUUUUUUUUUUUUUUUUUUUAAAAAAAAGGAAAAAAAUUUAGUUUCCCUUGAAAAUGUAGCACCCUUAUCUUGACCCCUUUGAAGUCAAUAUGGAUUUUGCUACCAGUUUCACUGGCAGCAGACUGAGGCUCACUUAUGCAACAUUUUGAACACAAAGGGCAUGAUUAUUCAUCAAAGAAUGGAGGUGCUGGCAGUGAAAUAGUAACAGUCAUCAAUAAUAUUUCAAACUAUCUUCAAAACUCUCUCAGACACGAAAAAAUAUACAACCCAAACCUUCUUACUUUGAGUGGUCCUACUUAAAUAUUGAGCAAACUUUAUAAUAAUGGUUAAAAAUGGUGCUUGAGGCAGUUUCAGCUAUAUUACAUAUUCUCUAUAUACUAUAGAUAUGGAUUGUAUUCACCCUCUCUAUUGUAUAUGUAUGCGUGUGAAUAUUUACAUCUAGCACACAUACAUAUAUGUUUUAUGUAUGCAUAGAUACUAACUUUUCUGUUUGACUUCUUUCUCUCCCAUAGCUGAAACUGCUGGUUACUAACAUCCACAUCAUAUUCUAUGUAUGAAGGAUAUAAUUUAUUUGUAAACUCAGGAUGUUCUUGUUUUAUAGAGUUGCUUGUAUUUUAUAAUUUAUUUACACAUCAUGGUUGGAAAUGCUUAUCUAAGUGCUAUGCAUUGAAGUGUAUGUUUGCUAAAUCCAUUUCACUCUGUCCGUGGCUAUGUUCUUUCUCGUUAUAACAAUGGUAUAAGAUAGGGCUAAGGAGGAGACAAAAUGAUGGAUACAUAUCUUGUGCUGGUCCCACCAAUGGGUGAUUCCAGAAGAGGAUGUAUCAGUAGUAGAUAUAUAUAUAUUUUAUCAACUAAAUUUUAUGGGGAAAAAAAAAAAGAAAGUAGAAAGAACAGCAUGAGGACAAGUUCAAAAUGUGGAAAGUCACAGCCAUUUCCAAGUUGGUCAACAAAUGCAUUGAGCCUUUUGCCAUUAAAAUUGUAAAGUUUAUUGUUUGCUGGCUUAAAAAAUAUCCCUUUUGUGGUAUCUGAGGUGUGAAACAUUGUCAAAAAUAUGAUGUCUGGAAAAAAAAUCAAACUAUAGUGGCAUUAAAUGUUUACUUUUAUCUUACCGAUA
Anas platyrhynchos (mallard) is the source of this 13388-nucleotide messenger RNA. RefSeq names its product kinesin family member 26B (gene KIF26B). Lineage: Eukaryota; Metazoa; Chordata; Aves; Anseriformes; Anatidae. The record is from RefSeq and is a predicted model, not a curated record. Gene Ontology annotation, molecular function: microtubule binding; microtubule motor activity; ATP binding. Gene Ontology annotation, biological process: microtubule-based movement.